This is a messenger RNA of Chelonoidis abingdonii (Abingdon island giant tortoise), 2854 nucleotides long. It is a transcript of the gene GPR132, whose product is annotated as G protein-coupled receptor 132. NCBI's taxonomy places the organism in Eukaryota, Metazoa, Chordata, Testudines, Testudinidae. Gene Ontology annotation, biological process: negative regulation of G2/M transition of mitotic cell cycle; G1/S transition of mitotic cell cycle; G protein-coupled receptor signaling pathway. Gene Ontology annotation, cellular component: membrane. The record is from RefSeq and is a predicted model, not a curated record. Gene Ontology annotation, molecular function: G protein-coupled receptor activity.
GCUGGUGCAGUCAGCUUCACAGCUCCUUAAUGUUCCUCCGAGAAAGAACGUCAAGAAGAGCAGAAAUAAGAUUGAUUUCUGACAGCAAGGAAACACAAAUUGGGAAAAACUAUCGUGGGGUUUCUGCACAUGCUGCGUCCCCAUAAUGAAUGAAUCCUGCAGUCCGGAAGUCUGCUGCCCAGCAAUGCCCUUUGAGGACAGCAGGAUACUGCUGGUUGUGUGCUACAGUAUUGUUUUUGCCUUAGGCUUGCCAGCGAAUUGCUUUACUACAUGGCUCACAUUUGUACAAAUCCAAAAGAAGAAUGUUCUUGCCAUCUACAUUUUUGGCUUAUCACUGUGCGAGCUGAUGUACUUGAGUACCCUGCCCCUCUGGGCUAUCUAUGUACAAAACAAACACAGGUGGGAGAUGGGGUCAAUGGCUUGCAAGCUAACAGGAUAUAUCUUUUUCUGCAAUAUAUAUAUCAGCAUUCUGCUCUUGUGUUGCAUUUCUAUUGAUCGCUAUGUAGCAGUGGUGUAUGCUUUGGAAACCAAGGGGAAGAGGCAGCAGAGAACUGCAAUCUUCAUCACAUUCAUUCUCUUUUCUAUAGUUUUAGUAAUCCACUGCCCAGUAUUUAUUUUACAGGAUGGCGAGCAGACUUCAAACCGUACAACCUGCUUUGAGACUUUGCCACUCAACUUGAAAUUGGCUUAUUUCGGCCUUGCCAGGUUCCUAAUUGGAUUUGCCAUUCCUUGCACAGUCCUCAUUUUCACAAACUACAGAAUUUUCCAAAGUACCGAAAUAAGCAGCAGUUUGGGCAAACGCCAAAAAGCCAAAGUGAAGUACUUGGCUAUAGCCAUCAUCACCAUUUUUCUGAUCUGCUUUGCUCCCUACCACUUGGUGCUCCUGAUAAGAUCCAUAAACUUUCUUUUGCAUCAGAAAGACUCAUGUUCAUUUGAACACGAUAUAUAUUCUACUUCUGCGGCAUUUCUGUGUUUAUCCACUGCUAACAGCGUUGCUGAUCCAAUCAUCUAUGUAUUGGCUAGUGAACAUGCUAGAAAAGAUUUCUACACGAGUCUGACAAAAUGGAGAUAUCAGUCAUCCAUCAAUACCAGCCUCAAGUUGAAAAAUUCAAAAGAAUCACAGGAAGCAGCACAGACAUCAGAAAAUCAACAUUUCACCACACUUUCAAAUGAACAGUAGAGGUUUCAACCAUCAGCCAUCAACAGUGCCUUAAUGAGGGUUCUACUGGCAGUGAUUAAGGUGUCCCCCGAAAGAGUUGGAGGUCACGUUUGGGGCAUCACAUCAUCUUGAUGUGGCUUUGUCACAAUGCACGGUCCCAGCACUAAGUUCUUGGAGGCUAUGUUGGAGGAGUACUAAUGCCUAUCAGAAGAGGGAUCUGCUGUCUGCUUCCCAACUUAUUUAAACCACAGCCCACCAGUAUUUUCAUUCUAAACCACACUUUGCAAGGAGCAGCUACAGUCAAUUGACUGGUUUCCUUCAAGUCAGACUAAAACUUGACAAAUUUAUUCUCAGGGCUCAAUCCUUUUCUUGUACACUUUCAGCACCAACUUUAGCUUCUAAGGGGACUUUUUAGUUCUAAUCAAAAAGGAACAUCUCAAGGUUUACAUGCAUGCAGUAGCAUUUGUAGUUAAACGCUGGAAAUGGUAGAUCCAAAUUAAAGCCCUGUAAAUAUUUCUAAUAAGCUUUGACAUUUGGAUUUAAUUUACCUGACCUGAUCAGGGAAGGCAGAAAUCAAGAAGAGUUCCUUGCAUUAAGAGUUACCAUAAAUUAUCAGCUUAGAGCAUAAGGAUAAAACCCCUGCAUCAAGCUACUGUACAGGUCUGGAAUCCAUGGAAAUGUAUAUUUCAAAUGUUUGAUUCUUUAUGUUUGUUCAAAUCUUGUACUGUACUUAACAAAGCUUGUAAGAAGUUGUAGCACCUAGUACAUGUAUGACUAUUUUUGAUGAUUCCUCCCCAGUUUGUUUCAACUUGAACCUUAUAUCUGCAAGGUAUGGCUUAGCAUCAGUCUCUUGCAAAUAGAACUGUAGAGUCUAAGUUGUGAGCUGAUCCUUCAGUAUUAGUGUUUGGUUCAGGUACUAGCAGAUAGUAGUCCACGGCACUGUUGGCUGCCUGAUUAACAGCAAGGUAUUGAGAUACUGAGACUGAUCUACCUUCUGGCACUACUUAAGAGCUCCCCAGGACAGGGUAGUGAUAUACUGGUUAGACAGAGUUGAGAAACUUUCAUUAUUGCUGGCUACACUGUACCUGCGAAUAAAUGGAGAUACGUACUGUCCAGUGCCUUCAAUCCAGCAUGUCUCAUGAGGACAAAUUAAAAACGAACAAAAAAACGAAAACAAAUAAUUGUCAGAUGGCAGGACAUGGUCUGUGAUAAGAUCUCAUGCCUUUCAGACUCUUACAGUCCCUAGAUAAAGUGGGCAAAAGAUGACAAGAAAUCUUAUCUUGAAAUAUACUUGGUAUUUAUUUAAAUUAGACUUUUAAUGUUCUUAUAAAAUACAGUAAUGUCAUUGUAAUUUAUUUGUACUGUUGCUCCAGUAUUUCUUUUAUUUAAUUAAUCUUACUUUCUUGGACUAAACCAGAAUCAGAUAUGACUGCAUAUUUACUGUAACAUUUAUUGUAACUUGUAUUGCCAUUUAAAUGCAUCAUUCUCUAUUCUUUUUUGCAUUUUGAAAAAGAUACCUUUGAGCCAGCAGGACUUUACCUAAAUUUAGUAUAUUCAGGAGAGGAUGAAGUCCCAGUGGUGCAGAUUUUUGAUCCGGGCAUCAGAACAUUUACUUGAGCAUGCAUAGGGGUUUUUGUAGAGAAACAACAGUGGUUCAAGGGAGAACACUAGAUUUGUUUAUGGGUAAACUGAUGG